CUGUACCCAGCAUCAAAUAUCUCACCACAGUUUAACGAAGUUUUUAGAUUUGUUAAAAUUACCGUAGAUCUGCUUUAGCGCACUGACAUACUUUUCUUAGGGUUGCCUUUAAAAUACAUAACUUGUCCUGAAAGUGUUUAUUUACCAUGAAUAUUUCCGAAGUGCCUCAAGACCAAUCUGACUCAAUUUUAAACAAAUAUGCAGAGUGCGAAAAUCUUUCUGAUCCUGACCUAUAUCGUGCGUGGGAAGACGAAAAUCGUGGACGGGAAGCCCGCAUAAAAUGUUUGGAAAUGUUAUACCAUGAAUAUGGUGCCAUUAUUCGAGCAUGGGAAAACAAUAACUCCUUACAACAAAAUAGUGUUGCUGAGUGGAGAGGGAAGGUUAAAAUAUGGAGGGAACUGCUUCGAGCCCAUAGAAAUCCUUCUCGAAAAUUGGACGUCAUCGCCAGGAUGAGGAGAGAUGCCGAUUCGCCACAAAAUCCACCUCUUCAAAUGUCACCGGGCUUAAAAGAUCUGGUUCCGGUUGAUGUGGAUGCUGCUGGACUGCUGGGAGACCUCGAUGGAGCCUGGAAAGACGUCAAUAAGGCCUUAAGAAAAAUUAUGGCGGUUAAUUGUAGCCAUUGGCAAAAUAUUAGAGCCGCCCAUUGCCCAGGCUACAUCCAUCUAACCGAACCAUACUCUGAAGGAGGCCAUUAUUCCUGUGUUCAGAACCAAAUACGAGCUCACAAAUCCGUGGGGAUCGAUGGCAAUUUUUUGGACAAUUUGCACCAAGAAGCUCGGCGAGUUCUCAAAUCAGACGGCAUCGGCAAGACGUUGGAGGAAAGAAUCAAAUUUAUGAUUGAUGAUCACUUGAGAGAGAUACGCAAGGAUAUCUCGCAGUUUUCAGGAACGCAUUUUAUUAUUCUUCUGUCCUCGUUACAGUCCCUAUUGGGCAUGGUUUUGUUCGAUAUCAAAUGGACGUACCUAAAUCAGAACGAUUUUCAAGGCAUUGGAGAUUGGAAUAUAAGUGCUUUUGGUGAUGAAGUCCUUCGCAGUUUUGUUGAGAAAGAUGAUCAAGUUCGCUUUAAAUUACGCCACGCUCUGGUGGACAGUAGAUUACAUGGCUUAUUGGGCAACGAAACUCAUUUGAAAAUGGGAUUUAAUAUGCUGUUGAAGCUUGGAAAGGGAACAUUCGAAGUGUACGAGGCCGUCUGCAUGCAUGCGGAUGUACGCUUGCACGAUAACCUUCUGAUACGUGCGCAAAGUUGGCAAGCCCAGUUUCACGAAUCACAACCGAUACCAGUAUCCGACACCAUGUUGGCUGUGAGCGAGAACAGUGAGACCAGCGGUGUUCAGGAACUCGUCUUAUUUGGCCGCCCCGGUCAAUUCAGUUAUUCGGGGAAAAAGUAUCUUGGAGGUGGAAGCUUUGGCAUAGUUUAUAAAGCCACGGUAAAUGAUAGCGGAAAUACACGCGAUAUUGCCGUUAAGGUUGUAUCAGCUAUGGAGCUGCAUAAAGAAACUGUUCGUGCAAAGUGGAAAGACUAUUGCCGACAGUUUAGUACUGUAUUAGAACUGCAAAAUCCCUAUGUGGCGAAAUACCAUAAGGUCACCGCUACCAGCGAGGGAAAUAUUGAGAUCAUAAUGGAUUAUUACGAUGGUGACUUAUCAGCGAUUUUGCGAGCAAAAAUCAAGCUCAGUUACGGUGUGACUGUAUGCUUUGCGGGUCAGAUUGCCGAAGGACUGCGCUAUUUGCAUGACAACCACAUUAUACAUGGUGAUUUAAAACCGGAGAACAUUCUCUUACAGAAUGGUGGCCAGCUAUACCGGCUAGUUAUUGGUGAUCUGGAUGAUAGUGUGGUUAUGCGGAGAAUGAUGACAUGUCCAGAAGACAUGGAAGAGAUGCGUGGCACAAUGCAUUAUAUGGCUCCAGAAAUGCUUAAGAAGAUGAUUGGCCAAUCUGAAGACGACGAUAUGCCGGGAAGGAAAUCCGACAUGUGGAGUUUUGGUUGUAUCGUCCUGGACCUGGUAAAUUGUCACACGGGAAUUGAUAAGAAAUGGCUGAUCAAAGGCUCCCAGAAAAUCGAAGCCGGAACAGAACUUCCAAAGCUUCGUUUUAUACAGUUGAUUGUGGACGAGUUGUUUGUUCCGUAUGUGGACGAUUCUACGCCGGCAGCUCUCGCAGAAUGCAUUCAGGGCUGUUUGCACAUAGAGGAAUAUGCAAGAAGUUCUGCAGAGGAAGUAAAGCGAUUUCUUUGCGAAGAGCUUCUUACUUGGCGUAAUAAGUUUGACUUGCCGAGAGCCAAAGGAAGAGAACACGGCGACAACUGGAAUGAUUUUAGCGAUUUCGAUUUUUGCUCCAUGAAUUUUGGAAAAAUUUAAUACGACGUUCAUGUACCCGGUACUCAUGCCGAGAAACUGUCUGUUUCUUUGUUGAGAUACUUUUACUUAGAGUAGUUUUAAGGUCCGGAAAAAGUACCAUAUGUGUAUAUAUAUAUAUAUAUAUUUGUAUUUAUCUUGCUGUAUUUUUCUGUGACUAUGCUUUUCCAGUGUAGUGUACUUUGCAUGCUAGUGCUGUAGAUUUGUAAUGACGUCCAACCCGAGACAAUGCCGAAUGUGCUUUACUGUAUUUACGAGCCGAACCGGGAUUCUGGCGUCCGUAACG
This is a messenger RNA of Paramacrobiotus metropolitanus, 2640 nucleotides long. RefSeq lists its product as uncharacterized. The coding region runs from base 147 to 2357 and encodes 736 amino acids. Gene Ontology annotation, molecular function: ATP binding; protein serine/threonine kinase activity. Lineage: Eukaryota; Metazoa; Tardigrada; Eutardigrada; Parachela; Macrobiotidae. The record is from RefSeq and is a predicted model, not a curated record. Gene Ontology annotation, biological process: peptidyl-serine phosphorylation; protein autophosphorylation; autophagosome organization. The transcript has 6 exons. Gene Ontology annotation, cellular component: autophagosome; cytoplasm.